AUUAAUAGCACUGUGGCCCCAUUCUUUGAUCUUCCUUCACAAUACAGUUUGCAACUCAAAUAUACAAUACAAUACCAUAUGUUCAAUACAAUCAUAUAUAAUAUUAUAUUCAGCCUUCUCCCUCUCUCUCUCUCUCUCUCUCUCUCUCUCUCUGAAAAUAAUAUUACAACACAAACACAUUGCUAGUCCAGCUUUUUUCUUGCCUCCUUCUUUCACAGCCUGUCAAGCUUGAAUUAUUAGCACCAUGAUUAUAUUAUUUUAGUAAGACCGCUCCUAGUUGUUUCUUUAAGGAAAGUGAACACCUGGUCCAUGGCAUAACAAGAGAUAAUUUUGCUGGUGCCUGCUCAGUUGUUUUCCGAUUUCGCCACAGUUAUAGUGCUUAGAUAGCUCCGUCCAUUUUCACCAAAAAAAUUAGUCAUGGUUGCUGCCCUUUGAGGUGAAUAGUUCCUUUUCUUCGGCAUUCCUGACUUUUGCUUAUCGACAAGAUUGACUUAUGGACGAAAAGAGAUGCUUGAGUGAGGCAUAUAUUCAAUGAGCCUCUUUGUAGAGAACCACAAUCCGGCAACUUUUUCUUGCAGUUUUCGAGUGUUGUAUAAAAAUUUUUCUAUGCAUAUGCGUAGCGGUUCUCUCAUAUGCUUGAAAGUGAAAGAGAAGGUCUUUUUCUUUAUAAUAAUUUGCAGUUGAAACACUACAGAAGCUUGUAUCCUCAUUGUUCUUCAACUGCAAAUUACUGUAUAAACUGAAUCUCUCUUUCAUACCAUGUUUACUGUUGAAUUAUGCAAUAAUUGUUAUUGCUUUUAGGUCUUUGUGCUAAGUUUGAUCACAUAUUAGCCUCAUCUCUAGUGAGAUUUCAUCAUGUACGCAAAUCAAACCAAAAAUAAGAAAGAAAAAGCAGUGGACACUUUUGAGAACAACUUCUUGAAGAUGAAGACCACUGUUAAGGUUAGUGAUGGAAGCACCAGAGAGAGAGACCCACAAUCCAUCUUUGGUCGCUUUAUUGCCCACAUCCCAUUUCCUUUUUCUUCCUUCUUCAUUGUCUGAGUACUGUUCAGGAACACUUUAAGAGCUCCCCAAUGCAGGUCUGAACAAUUUCCAGCGUACCCCGUUCUCUCAUUGCUGGCAAAAAGAAAAAAAAAAACUUAAAGCAGCUUUUUUCAUGUGCGGGAGCCAGGCUUCCUACAUAUGGCCUGCAUUUGGUACCCCAAAAAGGGAACCACAAAAGUUUCGUUCCAUACAUACUUAGGAUAUGGUAUAUGCAGGGCCAACUGUAGUGAAUUUUGAAGAACGAGUUCCCCGUCCCCCACCCCCCGUUUCUAGAUGCAAGGAUUUGUUUGUUGCAACUGACAAGGUUGGAGAUGACUCAAGAUUUAUCAGAUCUUUCCACUAUUUAGUCUUUGGUGCUCAGAUGUCACUUUGGACUCGUAGACUUGGGGUCAACUAGACUCUGUCUCCACCUCCAUGUAGUGGCUUUUCAUGAAUCACACACCCACCCCAUUCAAAGGAGGAUAUAAAGAACAGACAAGGAAAAAAGUCGUAAGAAAAAGGAAAAAAACAAAGUUUCUAGGAAAAUUGUUGUCUCGCAUGAUUUUUUGCUACUCCUGGUGGCAGCUUUGUGCACUGUAUUUCCAAAGGGGUUAUUUCUGUGUGAUUUCUCGUAAUUGGAUAAUAGGCUUGUAUUUACUGCCUAAAAUAAGUUUAAUGGUUAAGCCAACUUUCAGGCAUGGGAACCAAACUUGAGCGUGCGGUAAAUCCGUUAGCAACUUCACAAAACAGCAACAGCUGCAGCUUUACUGUGCAUUUCGUGGAUGACUAUUUCAGAACAAGAACGCUGAAGGAGAAUAGUCAAAAGAUUGGAUUGGAAAGGUCUGGCAGCUGCAUGGACAGGAUGCUGGAAAGGCACAACAUGGAGUCAAUCAGAAAGACAAUGGAGAUGCAUGAAGAUACCUUCAAACACCAGGUACGAGAACUUCACCGGCUGUAUAGUGUUCAAAAGAUGCUGAUGGAUGAGGUGAAGAAAGAAAUCAAGCAAAACAGAUUUUGGACUACUCCUAUGACUAGCUUUGAUGUUAACCAAUCUCACUUCAUUAACCAGCAGCAGCUAACAGCGCAAACGACUUGUGGGUACACUUUCCAUGCUCAAGGUGAUCCAAGCUCAAGGGAGAGGAGUGGCAGUUGCUCUGGUGACACCAUGAAAGUUGCAAGAGGCUUUGAUCUCGAGAGGCCAGCUGAGGAAGACAUCUCGGCUGAAGUCAGCGCUGUCGAUCAUGAAGACCAAGCAGGGCGUGGCUCCCUCAUGCACUCCAGAAUUAACCAGAUGAGCAUCGAAGGCUCUGAUGAAGAUAGUGAAGUUAAACUGACACUAAGCAUUGGAGGCAGCUCAAGCAAGAAGACGCCAACGAACUCCAAGCCUCAUAGUCAAGAAUUAGGAUGUACUAAUUCUCAGCCAAUUCAUAAGGAAAUUAGGGAGCUUCAUUCUUCGGCUUCGUUUAAAUCACAGAGCGGAGAGGAUUGCAGUGGCCCCAACACUCCAAUGAGCAGUUCUAGCGCAACAUUCGAUCAGGACAGGAAACGACCACAUUGGCUUUUCCAAGGUUUAAGCAUAAACAGGACUUGAAACCGUUGAACAGACAAAUUUUUUUUAACUUAAUUUGUAUGUGUGUAUCCUUUCCAACUCCACAUGGACCCUUGAUCAAAUUUACGUGUUCAUGACUUGAGACCAUUCCUAAUUUUUAGUUUUUCCGACUUUAACCUAAUAAUGGAUAUAAUUCGAGGCACCCAUGUUUGGGGUGUAAAUUGCUAGCUGUAAA
Molecule: messenger RNA, 2807 nt
Organism: Theobroma umbraticum
Lineage: Eukaryota; Viridiplantae; Streptophyta; Magnoliopsida; Malvales; Malvaceae
Product: ras guanine nucleotide exchange factor Q-like protein
Source: RefSeq, a predicted model, not a curated record